GGUCGUCCAGGCAGCACAUGCGGGCCCACGCUGAACUUUGAUCAGUUGAGCGCGUUGACGUGACAGUGAACUAGUGAUAAAGGAUAUGCUGUGUUUAUUGUAGGAAGCAGUGAAAUUGAUAUGCCCAGUGCUUUUUUCCUUUUCUUUACCGGGCCGUUGGCGAAAAUGAAGCGAAGAGCUUCGGCUAGAAUGCCCUGUGUUUUCCCGUGGAAACACGACUGUCCGCGCUACGUUUGGAGGAGCAAGGCCUUCCUUGCGCCUUGCAAGUUCCGACACGCAAGUCUGAUACUAUAAUGCUCUCAAUAACUUGGUUCGAAAGUAUAUAACUUGAGAAUCAAUUAAGUGAAGGAAUUAAUGAGUGACACCCCCGAGGAAUGUAAAAGAUAAACGUUGGUUGUGGAAUGGGCGUGACAGGCGGCGAGCGAGUCUUGGUGCCCAGUCAAGGGUGGCCACGAGAGGCCACGACUUCCAAGGCCCGGAGGCAGCCCUCGGGCCUCGCCUCCCGUGGCCUCGUUUGGGGAGGGGCUUAGGAAAAGGCCAUUGCUAAUCUACUUUAUCUGAGAAUUAGGAAGUUGGCCCAUUUUUCUUUUGCAGCAGACAAGUUGAGGUUAUGAACCUUUUUUCCUUGGGUUGUAGGUAAAAAAAAAAAAAAAAAAAAAAUGAGAUGCUUAGGAGACCCAUGCAUUGGCUUUCAAAUUGUAACCUUUUUUGUAAUAUCAUUGGCUGUGUUCUAUCCCACGCAUUGUCAGGUGGUCACUAGUGACCUCCGAAAGCAAAGACCAGCAAACCUCUGCCAGGUAUAUUCUGGUUUGAUGGCAAUCACAUCAUUAAGAAUAUUUUCAUGUAAAUGUGUUUAAUGAUUUUGAAUAUUAUUUUGCCACAUGGCAAUAAAAGAUACAAAACAUAAAGUUACUCUAAGGAGGAGACUGCAAGCAAAUACUUUUUUUUUUGUUGCCUUGUGCCUAGGGGUCUUCCAGUUCAAUGGAAAAUGAAAAGGUGUUGAUUCACCAUGGUUGAAGAUUAAUCAAAAUGAUGUUUGCAUAUUGUAGAAAUGGCCUUAAGCUGCAAGCUUAAGAAAAGGAGCAUUGCAUGGAUUAUUUGACAAAAGUGAUUGACGAUGGAAAGUGACAAGGAAAAUGAAGAUGGUGAACUGCCAGACAUUCCUGUGCCCGAGUGGAUCAGUCAGAGGCAGAAGACAAAACUGAAGAAGCAAGAGCAAGAAAGACUUCAUGCCUCUGUUGAGAGGGGCCCGAGGGCUGGGGCAAGUAGCCUUGUGGGGAGGCCUCCUGUGUGGGGGCUCCCUUCAGAAGCACCUUGUAUUGUGCUGAAUGAUGAUGAUGAGGAUUUACCUGAUAUCUUCAUGAAUGGGGAAGAUUCAGAUGUAGAAGUCAUAGAAGAUACAUCAUCAAGUGGUUAUUGCACUGAGGGCCUAUCAGAGGUCCGUGCAAAACGUGAUUGUGAAGAUGAUGUUGAAGUGCUCAGAGUACUUUCAACAUCAAAUAGAGUUGAAUCAUCUGAUAUUCAGAUUUUGAAUGAGAAAGCAAGAAGCCUGCCAGUUAAACAUUUGCCUUCAAAAGAAUCGGGCAUUGAGGUUGUUGCUAUUGCAAGUGAGAAAACGUUGAUCAGGAAGCAUCAAGGUCCACUUCGAAAAAAUAAAGGAAUAUUGAAGGAGCCUCACUCAGCUGAAAGCAACAAAAGAAGGUUGGAGGAGCCCUUCCUUCCCCCUUCCAAAAAGAGGAACAGUGGAAGGCCACGAGCCCCAAGGGGAAUGGCGAGCUUUUUCAGGUAUUUGGGUGGCCUGAGCCAACUAGUGCAAGGCAGAGAUGAUUUCUUCCAGAAAGUGAGAUGCCCCAUGCACAACGAGAUGACUAUAGGCAGUGCAUUAUGUCAGCUUUGCAAUUGGCCUGUGAGUCUAGAAUUGGCAUUCACAAAUUUAGACAUACAGAAGAGGAUGUACAGGCUUUGCAGACAGUCUGACAAGAAGAUUCGUGAGCUGAUUGAGGCACCCUUUUGCCUCACUGUUGAGGACAGGGAAUGGCUGUAUAUUAAAUCCAUGGGUAAUUCAUUGUGGAUGCAGAUGGGGAUGCAGGUCAACCCUUUGAUGCUGGCACAACCGGCAGCUGAGGAAGAUGUGGAGGAGGACGAUGGCAUGGGUGUUGCGGAAACCUACUCAGACUACAUGCCUUCAAAGUUGAAGGUUGGCAUCAAGCAUCCAGACCAGGUGGUGGAGACAGCGUCAAUGUCCUCAGUAGAACCUCCUGACGUUUGGUACAAAAUGGAUAUUCCUGAUACAACCAUUGACACAGGCAAACUUUCGGCCCUGCAGUUGGAGAGUAUCACAUAUGCCUCUCAGCAGCACGAGCACUUCCUACCAGAUGGGACACGUUCUGGCUUUCUCAUUGGUGAUGGUGCUGGUGUGGGCAAGGGCCGUACUAUUGGAGGGAUAAUCUAUGAGAACUACCUAAAGGGGCGAAAGAAGUCCAUAUGGGUGUCAGUGUCAAAUGACUUAAAGUACGAUGCUGAACGGGACUUGAAGGAUAUUGGUGCGGGCCACAUCCAGGUUCACUUCCUCAGCAAAAUGAAAUAUGGAAAAAUCAACUCUGACCUCAAUGGUAAUGUAAAGAAGGGCGUCCUCUUUGCCACCUAUUCAGCUUUGAUCGGAGAGUCUUCAAGUGGCCAAGGAAAAUACAAGAGCCGUUUAAAGCAGAUUCUGAACUGGUGCGGCGAUGAUUUUGAUGGUGUUAUUGUGUUUGAUGAAUGCCAUCGUGCCAAGAACCUCUGCCCGGUGGGCUCUGGAAAGCCAACCAAGACAGGUUUAACUGUCUUAGAACUCCAGAACAGAUUACCCAAAGCGCGUGUGGUGUAUGCAUCUGCUACUGGAGCAUCUGAACCAAAGAAUAUGGCAUACAUGGUCCGUGUUGGAAUCUGGGGCAAGGGAACUCCGUUCCCCGAAUUCACAGAUUUCAUCAGUGCUGUUGAAAAGAGGGGUGUUGGUGCUAUGGAGAUCGUGGCUAUGGACAUGAAACUCCGUGGCAUGUACAUUGCCCGACAACUAAGCUUCCAUGGAGUAUCCUUCAGAAUAGAAGAAGUUCCUUUGGAGGAAGAUAUCAAGCUAGUGUAUGAUGACUCUGUCAAAUUGUGGGUGGAUGCCCGUCAGAAGUUCCAGGAGGCAUCAGAGCUGAUCAAUGCAGAGAAGGGGAUGAAGAAAUCCAUGUGGGGUCAGUUCUGGUCUUCACAUCAGCGUUUCUUCAAGUAUUUGUGCAUUGCUGCAAAGGUGGACCAUGCAGUGCGACUAGCUCGUGAGGCUGUCAAAACAAACAGAUGUGUAGUCAUUGGCUUACAGUCGACCGGAGAAGCAAGAACUAUAGAACAAUUGGAAAAAGAUGAUGGGGAACUCUCAGAUUUUGUUUCAACUGCAAGAGGAGUCCUGGAGUCUUUAGUGGAGAAACACUUCCCAGCACCUGACCGCAAUCGCAUCAACAAGAUUCUUGGAAUCUCAGAAACCAGUAAAGAAUUCAAGGAUAUUAUUAAUGAAGUCACAGGGAAGACUUCAAAAAGGAAACCAGUACGACAAGCGGCACAGAGAGCAGCAAAAAGAAGGUACAAGGACAUCCACUCCGAUAAUGAAGAAGACUCUGACUUUGAGAUGUCAGGAGAGAGUGGAGGGGAAGAGGAGGAGGAUGAUGCCUACUCAUCAGAUCAGUCCUCUGAUUUCUCCGACAUAAGUGACUUUGAUGAUGAAGACAGUUGGGGCCGCCCGAAGAAGAGAGGGAAAGCCAAGAACCACAAGCAGAAGAAUGGCAAGGGACGGGCAGAAAAUGGAGCCAAACUCCCGCCUCCCCCCAGGGACCAUGUGGAAAGAGCCCAGAAGAUGAAGUCAGAUCUCCUUAAGAAUAUAACCAACCUUGGCAGAAAGCUGCCUCCAAAUACGCUAGACCAGCUGAUUGAUGAGCUUGGGGGCCCAGAAAACGUGGCGGAGAUGACGGGGCGCAAGGGGCGUGUAGUACAAAGUGACGAUGGGCAGGUCAUAUACGAGUCCAGAUCUGAAGCGGAUAUUCCACUGGAGAUUCUAAAUAUCAAGGAAAAAGAGAGGUUCAUGAAUUCAGAAAAAGAUAUAGCUAUCAUCUCAGAGGCUGCUAGCUCAGGUAUUUCACUUCAGAGUGAUCGCAGAGUGAAAAACCAGAGAAGAAGAGUUCACAUAACACUUGAACUUCCUUGGUCGGCAGACAGAGCUAUUCAACAGUUUGGUCGAACACACAGAAGUAACCAAGUAAAUGCACCCGAAUAUAUUUUCUUGAUAUCUGAACUUGCUGGAGAACGCCGAUUUGCCUCCAUUGUUGCAAAGAGAUUAGAGAGUUUGGGAGCCUUAACACAUGGAGAUCGAAGAGCCACAGAAUCACGUGAUCUCUCCUCCUUCAAUAUUGACAACAAAUAUGGCCGCAUGGCACUGGAGUCAGCCAUGAAGACCAUGAUGGGCUAUGAGCACCCUAUUGUCCCCCCACCUGAGGACUACAAGGGAGACUUCUUUGCAGAUAUACAGAAUGCUCUUGUCGGAGUGGGUAUGAUCCUAAGAGAAGACAGCAUUUAUCAGCUGGAUAAGGACUAUAACAACUUGAGUAAAUUCCUUAAUAGGAUAUUGGGAAUGCCAGUAGAGCUACAAAAUAGGUUAUUUAAAUAUUUCACAGACACAUUAGCUGCAAUUAUUAGUCAAGCCAAGCGGACAGGCAAAUAUGAUAUGGGUAUCCUUGAUUUGGGGGUUGGUGGGGAGGGCUGCAAGAGAACGAAAACUAAAACGUGGAUAGGAAAGCAUGCUACAGGAACAGCGAAGACUGAGAUCCACACUGUGUUAGUGGAGCGUGGCAUGUCGUGGGCAGAAGUGCAGGAAAAAUGGGCGGAACUGAGCGGGGACUUGGAAGGAUUCUACCUCUCCCACCAGGUUCGGAAUAACAAGAAGACUGCUGUGCUUGCUGUUUUAGAACCCUCAGCCACUAAUAAGAAGCGUGAGAAGAAUUCCAGAAUGUUCAUACUUUACCGGCCCAACACAGGAAUGCAAAUGAAACAGGAGGCUUUUUCGGAGCUGAAGAAGAAGUACAAGAAGGUGACACCAGACGAGGCACAAGAACACUGGGAGGAGCAGUUCAAGGCCUCUAGUCACACCUGUUCACAUGCCUACUGGCAAGGUAACUGUCGGCGGGUGAACAGUGGACUGGAAUGCGAGAUAGGCUUGCGUCGACGCACUUACCACAUAUUGUGUGGAUUGGUGCUAAAUGUUUGGGCAAAAGUGGAAGAUGUUCUGGCCUCAGCACCACACAGUCACUCUUCUACUAAGAUGCAGGUUGUACGUCUGAAAACGCACGAGGGAACAAAGCUUGUUGGGACCCUCAUUCCAAAUAACUUGGUUGAGAGGCUUUCUGCUGUCUUGGAAGAGGAUAGCACAGAGUCUUAUGAAGAGAACUUUACUGAUGAAGACAGUAAAGACAGCAAGGAUGAAAAAUAAUAGAAGUUUGAACUUAUGAGGACAAAUGUUGAUUUCUCAGUAAGGGAUAGUAGUAAAGGAAGACAGUAGUUGGUCUUCAAAGAAAGGAUGUUUAAGCUAAGUGCUGUAUGCAGAUGCAGAGUUUUUCUAUGGGUUAGCACGGAUUCAUCAUGUUUAGGAGAAAAUGUUGAAUUUGUGCAUUCUGCAACUGCUUAUGAGCUUCUAAGCUGUUCCUUAUACUGAUCCUUUGGUAAUGUGAAAUGCACUGCAUUGACAAUAUAUUCAUAUCAGUGAUCAGUGUUAAAUGUUGAACAUGGUCAGCCAAAGGAUUGCUAGGAGACGUCACAAGCGAUCAUACACAGGUGUAGAGCAGAGCAAUGUCUUUACUAAUUGAGUUAAUUGUAUAUGAAUUAACAUAGUUCAGGCCAGCAAUCCUCAUGCUGCAGGAGUUUAUACCUAGUGACAUUGGUAUAUAUUUUCUAAUGUGACCUUAGGCACUAAAGAGAUUGCUGUACUCUUCCCCCAAGAUAUUGUGCUUGAAGUCACUUCUUGAGUCAUCAAAGUGAGCUUAUGUAUAAUACUGCAGUGUUGAAAUUUGAGUUGCGGUUGGCCAGUUGGCAUAUGUAAGCAAAACUGCAAAGAGGAUGGCUGUUGUCCUUAAAUUUGUCAAGUGAUAUUUUCAGGUGUACUCCUUACUGAAGGAGUCUUGGUGGCAAUUAAUGGGGAUAUAAGUAGUGUACCUGCUGUAAAGCCAAGAAACAUUUUAGGAAAUGCAGAGAUUCUGUAGUUAUCAAUAUAGUGGAAAACUGUAGAUUUUUCAUAGAUUUUGGCACCAGAUAAUUUGCAUUUUGUGUAUUUAAGUGUGCACAAAUUACUGUAUGUUGCCUUUCAAGAUUACAAUCUUGAACCAUAUGAUUCAUAUUCUAUCCUUUAGAUUUAUUUAGCCCUAUGAUCAUGUUGCACCUUGGUAGUGUCCUGAUCAACUGAUUGACAUACUUAUUAACUGAACAAGGUCAUAUGAUUUACAGCUUCACGUAGCUCAGUUGAAGGCUAAAAAUUGAUGUACAUAUGAUUUUCUUUGUCAUACUAUAUUUAUUGUAUGAACAUGAAGCUGUUCCCUGAUUUAUAUUGGUAGAUUUGAUGUGUUGUGGAAGAAUGUACGUUGUAAAAUUUAUGUCUGUAAGAUAACCUUCAUAAUUUAGAUUUACACCAAUAGCAUUAUAGGGGUAUAGCUUUUCAGUACUAGUUUCUUCUAGAAAAUUUGCAUGUAGGAUUAAAAUUAAUUUGAUGAAACUGAGGAUCAUUUAAUAGAUAGGCAUUAGCAGUAAAAAAAAGAAUUAAAAAGAAAAAAACAAAGUAAAAUAGGUAAGAAGGAUAGAGGACAUGGGCAGCAGGUACUCCUAAUCAAUUUACAGGGCAUUUUCCAAAGUAUUGUACAACGUGAUCUCGUAUGACCUGAACACACAUUUAUGGCCAAAAUUCUGCAGUUUUGCAUGAGGUUAAAAUGUAUUUCAUUGAUAUAAAUAUGACAGUAUUUUCCAGAAAAUGUAGUCUUUACUUUCAACCUUCAUAUUUCCUUCUUAGUAUGUGACUAUUCAGCAAUUUUGAAUAUUUGUUCAGCUUCAUGUAAGGCCACAGAGUUCAGGACAGUGUUUACGGUGCCGAUGGGCACAGUGUAGAUAGUACAAGUGGUUUCACAAAGCAGUCAUCAACAGGAGGGCAUAAGGUCCAGUUCUGUUUUUUUCUUUUGUUUUGUCUUUUGUCUUUUUACAAGCAAUCUUAAUGGAUAUUUAUUUUAUUUAUUCAGUUAUCUCUUAUUAUACUUACUUAAUCAUUUUCAUGGUAAGCAGUUACAGCUGUGUUGUGCAUUAUUUAGGAAUAUCAUUUGAAUUGGAAAGGAAAACUAGAAUUGUAAAAAAAAAUAUGUGAAUUAAGUGCAGGAUGUAAGUUUUUAUUUGGGAAACUUGGAAUGCAAGCAUCUUACAUGACAUAGAACCCUCCUGCUGAUGAUAGCAAUAUUUGGUGUUCUUCCAUGUGAGUCAUUGUGGUUAGGUCAGUCAUGCCAUUCAUACCAUACAGUAGUCACAUUUCUUCACCAAGUGGGUAUUUUAGAUCUAUUAAUUUUGUAUGCUUUUGCUUGUAUGUUGCCCCCUGCAAAGUAUUUUUUUUUCUCUGUCAGGAACAGAUUUUAAGUAUCUGAGUUAGCUGUAACAGAAGCAGCUGACUUCCAAGGUUAAUUGUUAUUGAUAUAGGAAUCAAGUACUGUGGUGUCAGGAACAAGCCAGCUGGUACUAGGAAUAGGUUUUCUGUUAAGAUCUCAUUAAUAGGCACACACCUCCCCCUUCAACUCCAUUUUACAAUGCAUCAUGCUGUACAUUGUAUACGACAUGCCCUCAUCAGAAGUCUAAACAUCGGGAGCAUUUGGUUGACAGAGAAUUUUUAAAAUGUUAUUUUAAUAAUCUUUCUUUCUAUACUUUUUUUUUUUAAGGAAAUUUGACCAUGGCCUUCUGUUAAACAGGUGUUCCCUUUCAACCAAAUGCAAGGAAAAGAAUAAAUAGUACCAAUUGUAGUACUGUACUUACAAUGUAUUGUACCAAACUGUUAAGGGAAUAUGUAGCAGUCAAUUAUACUUGGAUAUUUGUUUA
Molecule: messenger RNA, 8121 nt
Organism: Penaeus chinensis
Lineage: Eukaryota; Metazoa; Arthropoda; Malacostraca; Decapoda; Penaeidae
Gene: sno
Product: protein strawberry notch-like
Exons: 20
Coding region: 1118-5497 (1459 amino acids)
Biological process (GO): regulation of DNA-templated transcription
Cellular component (GO): nucleus
Molecular function (GO): chromatin DNA binding; histone binding
Source: RefSeq, a predicted model, not a curated record